UUUUUUUUUUUUCAAAUAUAAAAAAAAGAAAAUUUACAUGUAUCUGUUCCCUUUCUCUCUUUUAUAUAUUUGAUCCUAUUGAUGCAAGACGAUACGAUCGUUUUACAUUAUCAUGAUGUUGUUAUACGUCAAUCUGAUUUAGAGACACUGACACCAGGACAAUGGCUGAAUGAUACGAUGAUUGAAUUUUAUAUGGAGUUUUUAGAGCGAACGUUUGUACCAAAAGAUGCCAAUUAUCUAUUCCUUCGACCUGGGAUGGUCCAUUUAGUGACCUAUGCUGAAGGAGAUGUACAACAGCUGUUACCGGCUUUACCACCCAAGUUGCAUGACUAUGAAGCGAUUUUCAUGCCCAUCAAUGACGGGAGACCUGAUGAAGCCUACAGUGGGACUCAUUGGUCCAUCAUGGUGUAUAUUAAAGCAGCCAAUGCAUUUUAUUACUACGACACACUCAAGUUUAACAAUUUACGACACGGCGAUUUAGCUUGCAAACGUUUCAAGUCUUUAUUGAGACUACGAAAGCCAGCACAGUUUAUACCCAGUAGUACACCACAGCAAGAGAAUAAUUCAGAUUGUGGAGUAUGCAUUAUUGCCAUUCUAGAACACACACUACAUCAACUACUUAAAAGCAGGGGAAAGAAACAAGAAGAUAUUCAAUACAACAAAAUCAUGAUGCUCAAAGAAAAGAAUCUGUCAACACCAAAACAAGUACGCGAUAACAUUAACGGCAUGAUCAAGCGACUACAGCAACGGUUAACGCCAAAGGUUGCACUGUCCUCCUCUUCUUCGCUGUCCUCUAUGUCCACCUUACCUUCGUCCUCUUCCAAUGUCACUUCCUCUUCUUCCGCAUCCUCAUAAAAUUUGUCAUUAAAAAAAAACUCUUGUCAUAUAAAACACUGCUUUUUGGUCUUUUUCUCAUUUUUUAACCCAAUAAGAAUGAGUUGUUUACGUAAAUUUUUUUUUCUUUUUUGGCGGGCAUCUAACAAAAACUUUUUUUUAGACGCACGAGAUUUUCCUCUCC
Mycotypha africana is the source of this 1018-nucleotide messenger RNA. RefSeq lists its product as uncharacterized. The transcript is spliced from 4 exons. Lineage: Eukaryota; Fungi; Mucoromycota; Mucoromycetes; Mucorales; Mycotyphaceae. Gene Ontology annotation, biological process: proteolysis. The record is from RefSeq and is a predicted model, not a curated record. The coding region runs from base 82 to 855 and encodes 257 amino acids. Gene Ontology annotation, molecular function: deNEDDylase activity; cysteine-type peptidase activity.